UCUUUCUUUCUUUCUUUACCAACAUCACUUUCCUCGAAUCUCCAACAAAUAUAUAUAUUGAGCCGAACGUUGAACCUUUUGUCUUUCCUCUCUGAUCCCAACAAUCUUCGCCGGUUUCAUCAUUAUUUCCCUAUCUUUAUUUCAAGAAUUCAAUUCCAUUUCCUCAUCGGUUUUCUGGUCAAUGUAGUUAGUAGAUCUUUUUCUUCAUACUAGCUUUUCUGAUUGGGAUUACGGGGUUUUGGUUUCAAAAUAUCUAGUUGGAGAGCGUGGACUUGUUUUAGAAAUCAAAAUCCUAUCCUCAUUGUUUGGGGAUAUAUAGACUUCUUCCAUUUUUUUUGGUCUUCGAGGUUUUUUUUUUUUUUUUUUUUUUUUUUCAGUUUGGUGCUGAUUUAAUGCUUAUUUUGUGAUUUUUUUGGGUUUUCUUCCUCUCCGGAUUACCGAAGAAAGCAAGAAAUUUAUUUUUUUCUUUGAAAUCUGGAGGCGCGUGAACUUGGAGGUCAAUGUUUGGUGGGUAUUUGGUUAAUUGCACAAAUAAAUGCUGGGUUGGUCACAAAUCUGAGUGGAAUUAGCACUUUUGAGCUUCUGGGUGGGCGUGUGUCGAAGGGAAUUUGAUAAUGGAGCAUGUGAUUGCUGGGAAGUUUAAGCUGGGGAGAAAGAUUGGGAGUGGGUCCUUUGGGGAGCUCUAUUUAGCCAUUAAUGUACAAACUGGAGAGGAGGUGGCUAUUAAGCUGGAACCCGUGAAGACCAAGCAUCCCCAACUUUACUAUGAAUCAAAAUUGUACAUGCUUCUUCAAGGAGGAACUGGAAUCCCCCACCUCAAGUGGUUUGGAGUCGAGGGUGACUAUAAUAUCAUGGCUAUCGACCUUCUUGGACCAAGUUUGGAAGAUUUGUUUAACUAUUGCAAUAGGAAGUUCACAUUGAAAACAGUUUUGAUGAUUGCAGAUCAAUUAAUUAACAGAGUUGAAUACAUGCAUUCAAGGGGUUUUCUUCACCGUGAUAUAAAACCAGACAACUUCUUGAUGGGUCUAGGGCGUAAAGCAAAUCAGGUUUACGUUAUUGAUUAUGGCCUAGCGAAGAAGUAUAGAGAUCUUCAAACUCAUAAGCACAUACCAUACAGGGAAAACAAGAACCUCACAGGCACAGCUCGGUAUGCAAGUGUCAAUACUCACCUUGGAAUUGAACAAAGCAGAAGGGAUGAUCUGGAGUCUCUUGGUUAUGUGCUUAUGUAUUUUCUAAGAGGAAGCCUUCCCUGGCAGGGAUUAAAAGCUGGCACAAAAAAGCAAAAAUAUGAUAAAAUCAGUGAAAAGAAGAUGUCAACUCCCAUAGAGGUGCUUUGCAAAUCAUAUGCAUCUGAGUUUGUAUCCUAUUUUCACUACUGCCGAUCUUUGCGGUUUGAGGACAAACCAGAUUAUUCAUAUUUAAAGAGGCUUUUCCGAGACUUGUUUAUUCGAGAAGGUUAUCAAUUUGACUAUAUAUUUGACUGGACUAUAUUAAAAUACCCUCAGAUUGGUGCCAGCUAUAAAGGACGGCAACUCAGUGGGAAAGCAGGUUUGUAUGCAGGAACAUCUGCAGAAAGACCAGAGAGGAUCUCAGUUGGGAAAGAGAUCCGAGAUAGAUUCUCUGGUGCAGUUGAAGCAUUUUCCAGAAGAAAUACCUCGGGCACUAGUCCUCGUGAUCCUUCCAAACAUAGGCUAUAUGAGGAUUUUACUUCAACCAAGGAUGUGCACUUUGAUUCAGACAAAGGGCACAGUUCUCGAUAUGGCAGCUCUUCAAGAAAAGCUGUCAUCUCAAGCGGCAUGCCAGGUUCUUCUGGUGAAUACAGUGAAGGUCGCGCAGGCCGUCUAGUUGCAGGCGGUGGCCGCCCAUCUACCACGCACAGAAUUCAACCUGGUUAUGAGUCAAAAACAUCUCAUACUCGCACUGCAGCUACCAGAGGCACCCGCGAUGAUCCUCUUCGGAGAUUUGAACUCCUCUCAAUCAGGAAAUAACUGACUAUUUUGUCCGGAAAAACUAGAAGAUACUUGUUACGCUUCUAAUGAAUACAUGCAUGUUGAAUUUGGAAAAAAGGUUUAAUAGUUAUUUUCACCCUUGUACAUGGGAGAUCGGAGAAUCACCACUGUUACACGUUCAUGUCA
Juglans regia (Persian walnut) is the source of this 2135-nucleotide messenger RNA. RefSeq names its product casein kinase 1-like protein 6. The coding region runs from base 615 to 1988 and encodes 457 amino acids. Gene Ontology annotation, biological process: endocytosis; peptidyl-serine phosphorylation; signal transduction. Gene Ontology annotation, cellular component: cytoplasm; nucleus. The record is from RefSeq and is a predicted model, not a curated record. Gene Ontology annotation, molecular function: protein serine/threonine kinase activity; ATP binding. The transcript has 14 exons. Lineage: Eukaryota; Viridiplantae; Streptophyta; Magnoliopsida; Fagales; Juglandaceae.